AUGGAAAUAAUAUUUAUUUGUGAAUUAUUUUUGUUCGGUUAACGCGCGGUGUCAGCCUUGGAUCGAUUGCAGUCCUCAACGUUGUUAACGACGUCGACGGUCAACUUUAUCUUUCUUUCUUUUUCUUCUUCUUCUUUCUUUUAAUUGUUCACUUAAUAAUGGCUCUGACUGCACCAGCGCAGUCCGCUCUCCCAAUGUGGGACGAUACAAUCGUACCAACUCUGCGUAAAAGACUAGAAAGCGAAAGUCGUAUCCUUGCUAAACGCCUGUCAGUGGCAUCUUUUUCUUCUGCGGACGACACACCAAGGUCGAACGCUCCUUCAAUUUCUGGCCACACUCUGCGAGAUCUGGCUCCAAAUUCACUUUAUUCUCCAGAACAUAAGAAAUUUAGUGCUAUACCCAGGCCAAGCUUGCAACAGUCAAGAGGUCCUUCAGAAGCUUCCCGUCCCAGCGCCGCUUCCUCGCACAAUCCUCCAUAUACACGCGCUCGCACAGUCUCUCAACCAUACUUGUACGAUUCUUCUUCUCAACCUAACGGCUACCCGAACGGACACGCUCUCCCAACCCCAGAUUCUUCCUGCCCUACUUCCCCCCGCACCUCUGACGUGAAGCCCACCCGAAUACCGAUGGUCGCGCGGGGGAGAACCACAAGUACCUCUAGUCACGCCCAGAGUGUCGCGACCCGUACCGAAAGUCGCAAUGGCGUCCUUUCCCAUCAGACGCCCACUCCCGAUACGUCUCCUGAUCUCUGGAUUGUUGACGAGACUGACCCCUCUUUGUCAAAUGCUACUAUUCGACAUCAGAGAUCAAAUAUCAUGAACGAACCUGCUCCAUUUAGCGCAAGUUCUAUCAGCUCCUCUGUUCUCUCCAAGCAGUCUCACCAUGACACUGGCUUCGCCCCUCCGCGGCCUUCCAAUGAAUCAGAAGAGCGUCCAUUUGAACAUUGGUACAGAGGAGACGUACAUAGAAACGGUGGCGUCGGGGAGUUGCGGGUCGGUAAACGCAUGGAGAUGUUGCGCAUCGCCAACUUCGGACACGACAUGAAGUCAAACACGCAUCGUUUUGCACCGAGGGACUUCUCUGCCGCUUUGGAGUACAGCCGUAGACGGAAGAGAGCUGAUAGCGCUUCUGGCCCAGGGGAAAGAGAGAGUUUGUAUUUGGAUGAACAGGGAGCAAAGGAAGCGGAUAUGGUAUUGGAUGAGAGCCCACCGACGGACAUUGAUGGUGAUCCUGACACUGAUACGGAUGAUAUCUAUAACGCGUACGCCGGUACAGAGGACGUCACCAUUCAUCCAUUCAGCGCGUCUACGCCUGGUCUAGUCAGAUUAUCUGCAGAGAAUACCCGCAGCGAAGCACACCCCAAUAUUAACACCGAGAUACCACCAACUCGGAUACCCGUCGCACGUACAGCCUCGGAACCCCUCAGAGCCAACACAUCUAUUGAAACAACACGCAGUUCCGAAACUCUGAUCCCAUCUCCUCCUGAUUCUAUCGCAAGUUCUCGCCGGCGGUCAUUUUCACGAUCACAGAGUCAGUCGCCUGAUCAUCCACCGAGUAACAAACGCCGCACGAAGAGACCAGUGUCGCCGUCCCAGUCUUCAACACCGAAGAAACCCAAGUCGAAGGCAAAAACGCCGUCUUCCGCUGUGCGACGGAAGGACGACAGUCGCGCUUCGAUCGCCUCAUAUCCGACUCCCGAAGGAGAUGGUAUGGUUGACGCCAUACCUACAUGGACCCAGCCAGUUCAAAAGUCGGGCACCUGGGACGAGGUGGUUCUACCGGUUGUGGCGCGGAAAAAAGGUCUGGAUGGUCAAUACGAGCAAGCAGAUGGCAGCCCUCGUCCCAAACCUCCGGAUCCUGUUGCUCCGGCUCCUGGCACUUUUGGUUACGAUUACUCCAAGUAUCGUGCGCCUCGGGGAGAGGAGAUACCCAUGGAUGAAUUCGGAAAUCUACCAAGUCCAAUUCAGGAGGAACCAGCACCGAUACCUGAAAGUCCACUUCCAACACUACCACCCCUCACUGAAGAACCAGAGCGACCCAUCCGUCCCGCCCGACGGAAAGCGGCCGCACGUCCUCCUGAUUCUCCCGCACCGUUCUCGCAAUACCGGCGCACAGACAUUCCGACCAUCAAUGUUACGCGACCAUCCACCGACCUCGAGUCACCACAGCAAGUACCUCACAACGAUGAAGACGCAGGCGCUGGGUGCUGCAAGUGUGUUGUUAUGUGAUUGCGACGAUUUCAAAGCAUUUGCUCGUUCUCUUCAUUGUCCCAUGUUUUCACUUUCCUCUUUCUCAUCCACACUUGCACAUAUGUCAUCUUCAUUCCUCUCUUAGCCACGCCGUUCUGAUUUCAUUGCAUACUGGGUGUUCCUCCGUUUCCCGCAUACCUUACCACUCAAGACAACUGGAGUGUCAUGACUCUCGUUCACUUUCCGCUUCUUAUCCUCCACCCAUACUAUCGCCCUGUCGCAGAACACAUCUGUCCCUCUUCUUAUGCCGCUCGUUUACCUUGUGUACUAUGGAUCCAUGGCCGGUAUUCACUCUCAAACUAUUCUAGUGCUCUAGUACUCCGGGUAGUCAGACUCGUUUAUUACAUAUACAUCAUCUUUGGUAUUCUUGUUGUGC
Molecule: messenger RNA, 2625 nt
Organism: Suillus clintonianus
Lineage: Eukaryota; Fungi; Basidiomycota; Agaricomycetes; Boletales; Suillaceae
Exons: 4
Coding region: 159-2228 (689 amino acids)
Source: RefSeq, a predicted model, not a curated record